AUGGAUAAGAGUUGUGCCACUGAUGUGAGGGAAAAACUUCUGGCCCUAGACACUAAACGAGCACAGAUUGAACAAGAAAUUUUAGAUUUAAAUAACAAACUUAACAGUGCAGAAAUGGGUUUUGUCGGUUUAAAACAACCGCUAGUGGAUAAGGAAGGAUUUCCCUUGUCGGACAUCGAUAUUUGCACCGUGGCAAAUGCCAGACAUAAAUUGAUCUGUCUCGGGAAUGACCUUAAGCAACUAAUGGCGGAGGUUGAACAGAGGCUCAUUGAUUACCACAAAAGCUGUUCAAAGUGA
Molecule: messenger RNA, 297 nt
Organism: Babesia microti strain RI
Lineage: Eukaryota; Apicomplexa; Aconoidasida; Piroplasmida; Babesiidae
Product: 26S proteasome non-ATPase regulatory subunit 9
Exons: 1
Coding region: 1-297 (98 amino acids)
Biological process (GO): proteasome regulatory particle assembly
Cellular component (GO): cytoplasm; nucleus
Source: RefSeq, a predicted model, not a curated record